Molecule: messenger RNA, 1641 nt
Organism: Panicum virgatum (switchgrass)
Lineage: Eukaryota; Viridiplantae; Streptophyta; Magnoliopsida; Poales; Poaceae
Product: hydroquinone glucosyltransferase-like
Exons: 2
Coding region: 28-1536 (502 amino acids)
Molecular function (GO): UDP-glycosyltransferase activity
Source: RefSeq, a predicted model, not a curated record
CGAUCGAGUGGCCAGCUGUUUGUACAAAUGCGGGAUCGGAGUAUCAGGUUAGUAAUGCUAGGCAUCACCCACCCACGCACCGGUUCGCCAAUGGAGUCGUCGGCUAGCACGGUCGCUGCCUCGCCGCGGCCGCACGUCGUGCUGGUCGCCAGCCCCGGCGCCGGUCACCUCAUCCCGAUGGCCGAGCUCGCUCGGCGCUUCGUCGCGCACCACGGCCUCGCGGCCACGCUCGUCACCUUCACCGACCUGUCGGCGCCCAACGCCCACUCCGCCGUCCUCUCGUCCCUCAGCGCCUCCCAAGUCUCCACCGUCGCUCUCCCAGCCGUCUCGCUCGACGACCUCCCCGCCGACGCCCACAUCAGCACCGUGCUGUUGGAGCUGAUCGGCCGCUCCAUCCCGCACCUCCGGGCCCUGCUCCACGACAUCAGCUCCGCCGCCUCGCUCGCUGCGCUAGUGCCGGACUUCUUCGGCUCCACGGUGCUGCCCCUCGCCGCCGAGCUCAGCGUCCCGGGCUACAUCUUCUCCCCCAGCAACCUCACCGUGCACGCCCUCAUGCGCAACGCCGUGGAGCUCAACGAUGGGGCUGCUUCCGGCGAGUACUGUGACCUACCGGACGUUCUCCGGCUUCCCGGGGGCAUGUUGCUGCGCCGCGAGGACUACGGGGACGGGUUCCGGAGCAGCAAAGAGCCUCUCUACGGGCAGCUCAUCGUGGAGGGCCGCCGGUACCGCGCCGCCGACGGCUUCUUGGUGAACACCUUCCACGAGAUGGAGCCCGGCAACGCGGAGGAGCUCAAACAGGCGGUGGAGCAAGGUACGUUCCCGCCUGUUUACCCUGUGGGGCCGCUCAUCCGACCAUGCUCCGACAAAGAUGACGCAUCGGCGUGCUUGGACUGGCUGGAUCGCCAGCUGACGGGAUGUGUGGUGUACGUCUCCUUUGGGAGCGCCGGCGCGCUGUCCGUGGAGCAGACGGCUGAGCUCGCCGCCGGGCUGGAGGACAGCGGCCACAGGUUCCUCUGGGUCGUGCGCAUGCCAAGCCUGGACGGAGAAAAUUCCGACAAGGAUGACCCACUGGCAUGGCUUCCCGAGGGGUUCUUGGAGCGGACGAGCGGCCGUGGCCUCGCCGUGGCGGCAUGGGCGCCGCAGGUGCGCGUGCUUUCCCACCCGGCGACGGCGGCGUUCGUGUCCCACUGCGGGUGGAACUCGACGCUGGAGAGCGUGGCGACCGGGGUGCCGAUGGUCGCGUGGCCGCUGUUCGCGGAGCAGAGCGUGAACGCCGCGCUCCUGUCGGAGAAUGUGGGCGUGGCGCUGCGGCCGCGCGCAGCGCGGGCGGAAGGGCUCAUCGCGCGGGAGGAGAUCGCGGCGGCCGUGCAGGAGGUGAUGGGUGGGGAGGAGAAGGGGCGCGCCAUGCGCCUCCGGGCCGGGGAGCUGCAGCAGGCGGCGGCGCGGGCGGGCGCGCACGGGGGGUCGUCCUGGCAGAUGCUGGAGGAGGUCGCCGGCAAGUGGAAAGCGGCAGCGCUUGGCAGGCAGAAGCAGUAGAAGAUGGACUUGCAACAGCAGAGACAGGUGAUCGUCGACUCAGCGUACUUUGGUUUGUAUGCUACCUGAUGAUGAAAAUAAUGAAUGUGUGUGUUUUUCCGUCUC